GUUGAAUGAACGCCAAUUAUCGGAACGUGACGUGAAACGUGACCUGCGAUAGAGCGAAGUCUACCCCCGCGAACUAGACUCUGCAACGUCAUGUUGUUAUUGUAUCCCUCCGCCGCAGUCGCACUAGGAAAACAGCUGUGGAGUGCUAAAGAGCUAGUUUGUUUUUGUCGUGUGUGACAGCGAUUUGAACAGUUCCUCGAGCAGAUUGCUAUCCUACAACUUCAGAGGGACCGACUUGUCGUCCGUCAUCUCAUUUAAAGAUGAAGUUCCAGUACAAAGAAGAACACCCUUUUGAGAAAAGGCGGUCCGAAGGCGAGAAAAUCAGGAAGAAGUAUCCGGACAGGGUUCCUGUAAUUGUGGAGAAAGCCCCCAAAGCCAGAAUAGGAGAUCUGGACAAGAAGAAAUAUCUGGUCCCCUCCGACCUGACAGUGGGCCAGUUUUACUUCCUCAUCCGGAAAAGAAUCCACUUGCGAGCUGAGGAUGCGCUCUUCUUCUUUGUAAACAACGUCAUUCCACCCACCUCAGCAACCAUGGGACUGUUGUACCAGGAGCAUCAUGAAGAGGACUUUUUCCUCUACAUUGCCUACAGUGAUGAGAGUGUGUACGGGAGCAGCCAAAGGGAAAUCUGAUCCCGCUACCAUCCCCCCUCCAACCACUACCCACCUUUCUGAGACCUCCACCAUUCAUUUAAAUAUUAAAUCCAGCUAAGCAGCCUAGAGUUCUCGGAGUGAAUAUGUCAAAUGCACUUUCGCACCCAUACAUGACCUCUCUCCCAUCUAGUUAUGUCUUUAUUGUUCUGCAGUCUGAAUUGUAUUUGCUUCCACUUUUUAUCUUUUCAGUAGCGACUUGGGUUAAUUGGUCUUGUGGCCAGUUUAUUUUCUCGUGUUGUAUUUGUACACCAGACUUUGCUGAAAAAACUAAGAACCAAUAACAAAAUAUUGUUAGAACUAGACCAUAAAUAUAGUGCCCCCACCCGCAGUGUUAAAAGAAGAACGGUAUGUGAGUUUAAAGCAGCUCUUAUUGACAAUGAAGAAAGAUUGUUUGUUCACCCUGUUGACUUGUUGGGGUAUAAAGUUUGCUUUGAGUUUUUAGUUUAUGAAAUAAAGAGCAUCUACCAGUUGAAGGCAGGUUAAUUUGUCUCUGACGGAAUAAAGGAUAACUGUUUUGCA
Cyclopterus lumpus (lumpfish) is the source of this 1169-nucleotide messenger RNA. RefSeq names its product GABA(A) receptor-associated protein a (gene gabarapa). The transcript is spliced from 4 exons. Gene Ontology annotation, biological process: macroautophagy; cellular response to nitrogen starvation; autophagosome assembly. Gene Ontology annotation, cellular component: autophagosome; cytosol; autophagosome membrane. The record is from RefSeq and is a predicted model, not a curated record. Bases 261 to 629 code for a protein of 122 amino acids. Lineage: Eukaryota; Metazoa; Chordata; Actinopteri; Perciformes; Cyclopteridae. Gene Ontology annotation, molecular function: ubiquitin protein ligase binding; GABA receptor binding.